This is a messenger RNA of Cuscuta epithymum, 814 nucleotides long. The record is from the annotation of a GenBank genome assembly. NCBI's taxonomy places the organism in Eukaryota, Viridiplantae, Streptophyta, Magnoliopsida, Solanales, Convolvulaceae.
AUAUACUCCGCAGUAAAUUAAACCCAUUGAAGGAAUCAAGGAAAUGAAAUAUGCCAAAAAUGUCUUUGACCAGUAAAGUGUUCUCCUAUCCUCGCAAACCUCUUCUUUCCUCUCCAAGUUCUUCGUUUUUUAUUCGCCGUCAAGUCUGGAAGGUUUGUUAUUACGGAGGAGACACGGCGUUAAAGCGCCAGUUCGGUUGCGGGAUUUCGGAGGAUCGGAGACUACUCGCUGAAGAAAUCCGGAUGGCCGAGCAGGAAAGGAAAGAUAGAGCGACAGAGACGGCGCAGGAGGCGUGGCAGGCCAUAGAGGAGGUUGCGUCGGAGAUGAAGCAGAGAGUGGUACCUAAUAUGGAUGCCAAUAAGGAGACUGAUAUUCGAGACGAAAUGCUACUUAUCCAAGAUGAAGAAGAUGAUUCAAAGACUACUGAACCGGAAUCUUGUGAUCAUCCAUGACCCAAAACAAAAAAUGGCCGGUCACUUUGGGAUGACUUAGGCACAUACACUACACAAAUUGGUACUUCAAAUUGGCCGGUCACUUGGGGGAAACACGACCUUUCGGUCUCUUUCUAAUAAGAUUACGAGCUUAUGAGAUUCUCUUAAACUUAUCUACACAAUUCUAAUACAAAGACUCGAUAUCAUCUUUAUAUUGCCAUAAGUAGGACUAAAAUAAUAUUUUGGUUGUUAUUUUUUUAUUCUGUAAAUAGAAGUACGAGUCAUUAUUAUAAUGUUUUGAUAGUACUGUCAUACCUGACAGUAGUUGCUCUUAUUUUGAAAAUAAAAAAGUCAUAGUUUUUGCAAUUUUAAAUCGUUUGUCU